GCAAAAACGAAACUGAAUGAAACUUCAUCUAUUCAUUCAGUAUGUCUAGGUGUCAACUUCAUUAUUUCUAAAAAGUGACGUAACAUCUUGGAUGAUCUUAGGUUAGGUUGGGUUGGGUUUUAUUUUAAUAAUCUAGUACUACUCGGAUUUGAAAGGGCUUUGCUGACACUUUUUGUUUCUUGGCUAUAAUGAUAUUCAAAAACGUUUCAUUUAAUCGUUUAUUUGGCCUUGGACUUAAAAACAGCUUUCAACCAGGUACCGAGAAAACAUAUAUGAGAAACUUUAAGCGAACUGGGGAUAAGUCCAAAACUAAACAGAGUAAUCAAAAGCGUAUACCAUAACGUAAUGGGAAGGGUUAGACUGUAUGGAAAGAUGUCAGAAGAGAUCAGAAUGGAAAAGGGAGUGAAACAGGGUGACAGCUUGGGCCCACUACUCUUUGUAGCAUACAUUGACAGAAUAAUAAAGCAAGUCAAAACACAAACUACGCAGACGAGACUGGGUGCCACAACUUAACCCGAUCUACACUCGAGACCUUAUAUACGCUAUGUUGUACUAAUGUUAGGCAGAGUAAAUAUCCUACAAAGGAACAUACAAAUAUGGAAUACCUGCCUGCAAGAAAGGGGAACGGUAAUAAACAAGAACAAAAGUAAGAUACUAUACAUUACAAAAGAAGAAUAAACGGGAGAUAUUGACGUAAGAAGGAGGUGGAAAAGCACGAAUAUCUUGGAACCAUAAUAAGUAAGGAUGGAAAGAUAGAUCAGAAAAUACGUAACAAAACAGCAAAAGCAAGUGCAGUCUACUAUCAAAUAAACAACGCCCUCGCAGGCAAUAAGGAACUAAACACUAAAGCAAAAAUACAAUUAUAUAAAACCAUCUAUAUACCCACACCUAAUUAUGGAUCAGAAACUUAGACGAUGUUGGACAAGCACAAACCAAAAAUAACAGCUGCAAAGAUGAAGUACCUACGCAAGAUAUUGGGGAAAACCAGAGGAGAUAGGGUACGGAACAAGAACAUCAGGGAAGAACUAAGCUUAAACCAUCUGGUACAGGAAAUAGAGGAAAACAACUAAGUUGGUAUGGUCAUCUGGAUAAAAUGAAAGAAGAUAGAAUACUUAAGAAAAUGUUCAAUAUGAGGCCAGAAGGAAAGAGAAAGCGUGAUAGACGAAGACCCCAAUGAGAGGGAGAGAAGGAGAAGAUACGGAGUACGGACUAUGGUAGAAAAAUGUAUAAAAGAUGGAUCCAAAACCCAACACCGUAAGGUAUAAAUGGCGGCAAGAGAAAGAAGAAAAAGCGUUUAAUAGUGUAAGAACAGAAAUAAUUUUACGAUUCAUACAUGCGUUUGGUAUGAACGACCAUUAUAUUCCGUUGCAAAUCUUGUAUGUUCUUUGCCAGGGAGUUAAAAGAACUAAAAAAAAUUAUAAAUUUUAUGCUCAUCUUGCUUGCUCUUUAUGCUCAACUUUUACAAUUUCUUUUUAUGUUGUGUAAACAUUUUGGAACUUUGACCUUGACUGCUGUAAGUACGCAAAUGUUACUUGUAAGCGCUAUAUAAGGGUACGUUUAUGUUGGAGCUGCGAUAAAUGAUGAGAAAAAACAAAUCAAUCAAUGAAAUGGAUAAGCUUGCAUAGUUUUAACAAGAUUUCCAAUUCUGUGUUGAAUAGAAGAAAGCGGAUAACGUAGAUCACUAGCAAUAUUAAGUUUAUUUCUAUAUUUCAAUUUUUGUUGCUACAACUGUAAAAAACGCCCUUCGUACAAAUAAGUGCUGGCAUAGGGUAAAUAUAGUUGCAGUGCUUGCUCUGCUACGCUGGUAUAAACUUUGAGAUAUUUUACCCAAAAUAGUGACUUAUCCAUCUUCUCAACAUCAUAUUUGGCAGCAGAAUCAUUUUUAAUUUCCAACACUUGCUCUUGUAGUGUUUCUGGUAGCUUAUCUAUUUUAACAUAAAAAGGAUCCGUGGACAACUUAUAAAUGUUAUUAUCGCACGAGUUAGGGAAGUAACAUUUGAAUUUAUCGCUAUGGUGCUACAAAUAUGUAGUUUGAUAUUUUAUUUUUCAUAUUAUCAGUGUCUUCAAAAAUCUUCUUAAAGCGUGCUCUUUUUGAGACUGAAAAUAAUUUAGGAAAGCAGGAAUAAUUAAUUGCAUGCUAAAAUUUUGCUUGAUGACAUCUCGAUGAUAAAUUAUAUUCGAUUGCAAUUUCAAGUUUAGUGAAUUCAAGGAAUAGAAAAUAUCCGAUAAAUAAAUCAACACUUGGUUUUCUGAAUUCAACAUAUAGUUCCGUUUGUUUUUGGAUUUCUAAAAUCAAAAUUACUUCAUCUUGAAUCUCAUAUAAUCUUGGUAACAUAUUUCCUUUUAAGAGCCCGCGUACUUCCGAAUGGAGCAAUAAUAUUUUGUGUUCUGUGCCCAAAUCUUGAUAAAAGACCAUAAAAAGUCGGGUGUUUAAUGCAUAAUUUUAAAACAUCAUUGAAUUCAUUUGAAAGUGGUUUAGCCGCCAAAGCUGUGUAUAAAACAAUGAGUAACGAUUACAUUAGGAUUUUUUCUUUGAUCAGCCGUACGAAUCCUGAGCUAGAGCCAAGCAUUGAGGGAGGGUUGUCUGUACAUAAUAUGCUAUCAACUUUUGCCAUGACAGUUCAUGUUUGUCAAAGAAUUCCGAGAUAGCUGUCAUUAUAUCAACUGCUUUUGAAGUUGUCUUAACUUUGUAGAAAACAACAUUUCGUCUUUGAUUGUUUCGUUAUAUAUAUCGAACGAAAACUAGCAAAUGACAACAAUGUGCAACAUCCAUCUAACUACAUUGCAAAAAACUUUGAUUCUUUCACGACCUCCACUUCCUGAAUUUUCAUGUCUGCGGGUAUAUCAUCGAUGCGACGCUCACAGUAUUGUCAGAAAGCAGUAUUUAUGAAAAUUUUUCUUUACUUUCUGAUCCAAGAUAAAUAUCAGCGGUUUUCUAACAGGCAAGGUUUGAUAAGAAUUUCACUGAUGAUGUGGCUUUUCUUGGUCUUUGCGAUGAGUAGCGAUAAUGUGAAUCUUCAAGCGCCUUUUCAGUGGACUGAACAAGGGAUCCAGUACUAUCCAAUUUUAUGCGUUUCAAACUUAUAGAGAAAAACCCUGAUCUAUGAGUAAAAAAGGCUUUAUAAGCUGUCGCUACAAGAGAUACAGUGUUGACAAAAAAUGCAAAACUAAAAGUAUAGAUUAAACAAUAAUUUACAUUUUAAUGAGUUGUAACUUUGUUUCAUUAGGUUAUUUAGUAAUUAUUGUGAUUAUUUUAGUUAAAUUUUAGUAAAAAAAUUUGGAAUGUUUCAAAACAUGACGAUUUUCAUGCUAAAAUCAAGAUCACGAAUACCCCUUUAUUGUUAUAUCCAUUUAUUAUUGUCUAUCUAAAAUUCAAUUAUGUCAUAAAACAUAACGUAUCAAUUAUGAACAUCAUAAAUUCCAUCACGCGCUGUACCCAUCAAUUGUAAUUAUAUUAUUGUGCUCCAAAUAUUUAUUGCGUCACUAGGUACACCUUAUGGUUUAAAAAUAAGACUUUAUUUUUGCAUAACGAAGUUGUAACGUCACAGCAACUCAUUACACAUAACCUAAUCAUCAAGGAAAAUAAAACGGAGUGGUUCUUGAAUUUUCGCCAAAGUAUCUAAAUAGUAACGCAUUUUACUCAAAAAUAUAUAACAAAUACAUAAUCAAAUAUAAUAGAUUAAGAAUUGUCUCAAUAUCUAAACUAUUAAACUAAUCCCUAGAAUUUUUUUUUAUAAUCACAAAUGACCAAAUAUUUGAUAACUUAACAAAGCCGAAAAGAUAAUUAUUUAAUCCCUAUUGCCUAAAUAGAUAGAAAUAGAAUAGAGUAUAUAGAUUAUUGGUUAUGUCAACAAUUUUAUGUAUUGAAUCGCGUGGCACCGAAGCAAGCCACGCAGAAAUGCAAACCACAACAGUGUAAUCGAGAUGGCUGUUCCGAUCGGAUUUAUUUACAUUUUAUGUAGAAUAUCCUCACAAUAACCAAUAAAGUAAUAAACGUAUUUGCUCCUUCGCGCACCCGUUAUAACCUCAAACAUUAAUAUUGCACAUAACCAAACAUUAAAUUAAAUUUACAGAGAGAGAGAAUACCGUGGAGGUGAUAACCGCAACCGAUUAAAAGUUGUUGUUCUAUCUAUUAUACUUCGAGUGUGCCGUGGUGCGCGAUCGUGUUCUGUCGUUUAUAGAGAAAACAACGUGUUUCUAUUAGAAGACUACUAAGAUCUUUGUGUGCGCGUACAAAAGUCACAAAGUGAAGUACAAAAAUGAAGUUCGCCGAACAUCUUUCGGCACACAUUACACCAGAAUGGAGAAAACAAUAUAUUCAUUACGAGGAAAUGAAAGCAAUGCUUUAUAUGGCUGUAGAAGAAGCGCCUUCAUCAGAAAGCGUCGAAGAAAACGUAGUAAAAAGACAUUAUUUAAAUUUUGAUGAACAAUUUUUCCAUUACUGCGAUAAAGAAUUAAAAAAAAUCAACACAUUUUACUCCGAAAAAUUAGCUGAAGCAACCAGAAAAUUUGCAACUUUAAGUACAGAAUUAAAAACUUCGCUAUCCGAAAAUAAGCAACGUCAAAAACCGCGAUACAAAGACCUGGAUACUCCGUUCAUUUCAACCAGGAAACUUCACGAAUUUAAAACCGCCUUUAGUGAAUUCUAUUUAAGUUUGAUUUUGUUACAAAAUUAUCAAUCGUUAAAUCAUACAGGGUUUAGGAAAAUUUUAAAAAAACACGAUAAAUUGUUAACGGUUGAUACCGGUUUAAAGUGGCAUUCGGAAAACGUUGAAAAUGCUCAUUUUUACAUUAAUAAAGAUAUUGAUAAAAUUAUUCAAGAUACCGAAAAUACGUUUAUUACUAAAUUAGAAUCGGGGGAUCGGCAGAAAGCAAUGAAAAAGCUUCGCGUACCUCCGUUAGGCGAACAAAGAUCACCUUGGACCACGUUUAAAGUGGGACUUUUCUCAGGAUCUUUUAUUGUAUUAUUAAUCGCUGUUAUUUUAUCAGCUAUUUUUCAAAGUUCAGCCAACAAUUUCGCUGUGGCUUUCCAACUUUAUCGAGGCCCGUUAUUAAUAAUCGAAUUUAUGUUCUUAAUCGGCGUAAACGUCUACGGUUGGCGUUCUUCGGGCGUGAAUCACGUCUUAAUUUUCGAAUUGGAUCCUAGAAACCAUCUUUCCGAGCAGGAUCUAAUGGAAUUAGCCGCAAUAUUCGGCGUGAUAUGGGCUUUAAGCGUUCUUAGCUUUUUAUACAGCGACAGUUUAAGCAUUCCCUCCUUUAUAAAUCCUUUAUCACUAACAGUUAUUAUGUUGGUGUUUUUAAUAAACCCGCUCAAAGUAUUCCGAUAUGAUGCUCGAAUGUGGUUUUUAAAAAUUUUUGGUCGUAAUCUUGGGGCACCUUUUUUUAGAGUAAAUUUUGCCGAUUUCUGGCUUGCCGAUCAAUUAAAUAGUUUAGCAGGUGCUUUAUUAGAUUUUCAAUUUUUGAUUUGCUUUUAUAUUCAUAAUGGUGAUUGGAUGCAAGCAGCAGGUAAGGAACUCAUUUUUUUUAAAUCCUUUUCAAUUACAAUUUUUGUUUUAGAUGUUAAAAUGUGUGCGGAACAAAAUUUUAUAAUAAGGCCAAUAGUAAAUUGUUUACCAGCUUGGAUACGUUUCAUGCAAUGUUUAAGGCGUUAUCGUGACUCAAAAGAAGCUUUUCCGCAUUUGGUGAACGCCGGGAAAUAUUCGACGACUUUUUUCGUUGUUAUUUUCUCAACAUUAAAGAGCUAUUAUAAAGAUGAUUACGAAGAUGAUCCGUCAGAAAAUCCGUUCACUUAUUUGUGGAUUACAGCAGCUGUUGUUAGUUCUUGUUACGCUUAUACUUGGGAUGUUAAAAUGGAUUGGGGUUUAUUUGAUAAAAACGCCGGAGAAAACACAUUUUUGCGCGAAGAAAUUGUUUAUUCAUCCACGUUUUUUUAUUACUUCGCAAUAAUAAGCGAUUUCAUUUUAAGAUUCGCUUGGGCAAUAUCGUUCUUUUUAACAGAAAAUAAAUAUAUAAGUUCAGAUUUGAUGCCUUCAAUUCUAACACCAUUAGAAGUGUUCCGAAGAUUCGUUUGGAAUUAUUUCCGUUUGGAAAACGAACAUUUAAAUAAUUGCGGUCGUUUCAGGGCCGUUAGAGACAUUUCUGUAGCUCCGAUUGAUCAGUCGGAUCAAACGCAAAUAAUAAGAAUGAUGGACGACGAAGAUGGGGUGGUUAAUCGCAAAGCAAAACGAGUUACUAAGAAGAAAGAGGAGAAAAAACCUUUACUCGGCGAAGAAGUACUUUCCAAUUUCGACGUUAUUAGUCCAGCUUCUACAAUCGCGUUGUAAAAUCAAAACAUAUUUGAUUUAUGGAUAUUUAAAUUAAUUAUUCUUAAUAUUUUCGUAAAUUUGUUCAUUCCAAUAUUUAAUUUAGUAAAUUUACGUCCCUUUUUUUUAAAUUUAGUGGUUUAAGUGCCUUAAAAAAGAUAAUCUAGCGAUUCCUAUAAAUUUAGCUCUUUAUUCCUCAUCUUUAUUUCGUGGUUAAUAUUUUUUAUAUGAAAUUUUUCUUAAAUGCAAAAAGAAACUGGGUACUUAGAAAUUAAUUACAGACGUUUUAUAAUAUUCUGUAUAUUUUUUGUUACACCUCACUUAAAGAAAAAUCUGAUGAAAUCUUUUUUAUUGAGAUUUUUUUAUCAGAGCUGUGAUAGAUUGUACCAUAAAUAUUUAGUAGUAUUGUUUAUUAAUUGUAUAUUAGCCAAUUUAAUUGU
Molecule: messenger RNA, 6742 nt
Organism: Onthophagus taurus
Lineage: Eukaryota; Metazoa; Arthropoda; Insecta; Coleoptera; Scarabaeidae
Product: solute carrier family 53 member 1-like
Biological process (GO): cellular response to phosphate starvation; phosphate ion transport
Cellular component (GO): cytoplasm; plasma membrane; Golgi apparatus
Molecular function (GO): inositol hexakisphosphate binding; phosphate transmembrane transporter activity
Source: RefSeq, a predicted model, not a curated record